CACCGAUUCUGACCAAUAAAAAAAACAGAAAACAAUGUCUAAACCGGUGAGCCCCGCCCCCUUUGUUCCUCAACAUGGCAGUGUCCCGAUUACCACCGGCAGCUCUGAGUCUCAAACAGUUUUUGCAGAGGCAGAAGGUUCUGGGUGUUUACAGAGAUCUGCUCCGAACCAUCCGCAAAAUACCGAACGAGUCUGAUCGCAGUUAUUUAAGAGGGUGGGCCAGAGAAGAGUUCAAGAGGAACAAGAGCGAAACAGACCAGGAUGUGAUUCGCAUGAUGAUCACUCAAGCAAACAAUCAUCUGGAGGAUUUGAGAAGAUCUCUCGCGUUGGCUGGAUGCUAGAACACCACAGACUGCCAAUUCUGAGUUUAUUUGGAAAUGGAACUGAGAUGUUCACAUUUAUUAAAAGGAUAGUUCAGACAGAAAUGAUAACUCUGUCAUCAGUUAUUCACUCUCAUGUCGUUUCAAACUCAUGAGACUUUCAUUCAUCGUAAUACAAGUGAUGUUUGUAAUCUUGUGUCUCUCCAUUAAAAGUCCACACACCCGAAACUUUCAUGCUUUAAAAAGUACAAAACAACUUCUAUCCAAGGCUCCUGAGGAGGCACAAUUCAUAUGAGAACAGUUUUAAUUUAGACUUAUUUUUUCCACAUAAACAUUGAUCAAC
Labeo rohita (rohu) is the source of this 663-nucleotide messenger RNA. RefSeq names its product LYR motif containing 2 (gene lyrm2). NCBI's taxonomy places the organism in Eukaryota, Metazoa, Chordata, Actinopteri, Cypriniformes, Cyprinidae. Gene Ontology annotation, cellular component: mitochondrion. The transcript has 3 exons. The record is from RefSeq and is a predicted model, not a curated record. The coding region runs from base 75 to 341 and encodes 88 amino acids.